UCAAUAUGGUGUAAAUAUUGCUGUGUUAUCGCACUUAUUAGUUUUUUGAAAAGUGAUUAAAUUAUCGCCGAGUAUCGCCAUGUCACUCUGUUUUUCUCGUUAUUUGUCACGUUUUAGUGAUGAAGAACUUGAUGAAAAAAUAAAAAAUUUAAAUGACACUUGUUUGAGCCAAAAUUUUGUAUUUCAAUCAAGCAGAUCAAAAAAAGAUAGAAGUCUUAAAUUGAUGACUGAGAUACUUUACAAGAGUUCAAGUGCUCAGUUGCAAGCUCGCGAGCCAAACAAUUUGAUUGAAUGUGCAAUAAAAAUUCUUUUGAAGUAUUCUAACACUCCAUUGCACUUUGAGCAUGAGCCUGUGAUACCUGAGAAGAAACGUAAUAGUAGAUAUUUAUUGGCAAAAAAAAAUUAUUAUAAAUUGCUCAAGGUUUUUUUUAAUAAGGAACAAGAAGAAAUAGUUGAGAAAAUCAUUGACGUGUUGCACAGUGAGAAACUUUGGCAAGGAAGAAGAGUUUGCAUUGAUAUAAUAAUAGGCCUGCUUGAUUGUGGAUAUAAAGGAUCCAUGAUAUGUAAUAAAAUAUUUAACAAAAUUGAAGCAACUGAUUCAUCUAAUGAAGAUUGCAUGAAGUUAAUCAUUAAAGUCUUGUACGAGUUUCUUGAUAGUUACAAAUGGCCGGAUAAUCAGGAAACUGUACUAGUUCUGGAAAGGUUACUUCAUUUUUAUUACAAAAGUUCUCAUGAUGCUUCUCAAGAUUCAAAGAAUAGAGUUUAUGCAAAUUUGAGAGGUGGUUUGGAGUUGUGUGUUAGACACAUGAUUCCAAAUAUAUCGAACAAUCAUCUUCUUGUAAUAAUUCAAUACAUGAGUUCUUGGUCUGUGAGCAAACAUGUAAGUGAUAAUGUUAUUUUGAAUUAUGGCAGUACUUUGGAAUAUGCAGCUUACAUGCAUCAGACGCAAUCUUUUGUCAAUACUUUAUCAGCAGAUGUUCUACCCCUUAUUAUGCAAAUGAUUGGAUCACAUGUAAAAUUUGUGUCCCUGUUAGGAAACAGAGUAUUACAACAUCUUAUUGACAGAGGAGGUAAUCAAAUGUUGUUUAACAGUCCUAAAAUAUUCUUUGAGAAUAUGCAGUUAAAUCUGAAGCUCAGAAAAUAUAACAAAGAAGAUAGAAAAUUCUUGAAACAACACAGAGAGGUCAUUCAUGACAGUUUAAUAAAGAGUGUCAUAUAUCAUAGAGGUUGUCGACUUAACUUGGAAACUACCUACUGUACAAUAUGUCUACUGGCUAUAGAAGUACCUUGUGGCUUUACAGCUGCAGCUUUGUGCUGCAUCAUGAUGCAUCUUCAAGAAAUUAUAAUGAAACGUCCAAAAAAAUUCGGUCGGGAAGCAUCUUUUCAUAUCCACGCAAUAAUAAUUUCUGUACUGUCCUUUGUCUGCUGGAUCCAUGAAGCAAAGGACUUCCACAACUAUGUGAAUAAAAUCGUAAUGGAAAGAGCUCAAUGGGCUCCACAUUUGAAUCCCCCACUGCAAUCGCGUUAUAAUUUCGCUGUCCAUCACGUGCUCUGGGACAAACCCGAAUUGUUUCUGAUCGACUGGGAAGUGCGCUUUGGUCUUUGGAAACGCUUUCGACUAAAUGAAUCGUCGAAGCAUAAAACAAAAAGAGUAUACUACGAAGAUAGUUGAAAUAAAAGUAUAUUUUAGUGAAGAAUCAGACAUGAAUUCAAACAAAUAAGAUUAUUAUUUAUGCUCGUUAUCGUGGUUCCGACCAACCGUACAGAAAUAACAGUAAUAAGACUUGCACUUGAUUUUUCGUUGAUUUGCCUGGGGCCCAAACUAACUUAUACAACUAUCGCGUUAAUUACACUGUGUAAAAAUAAAUGUAUGCAACUUUUUUUGCAGAAAAAUAUACAUACGAGCAAGUUGCUGCUUGCAUUUGUUUGGAUCCGCUAGGCUUCACCGACAGUGAUAUAAAAUCUUAUUUACAAACGACACGUGAAAAAAAA
Nasonia vitripennis (jewel wasp) is the source of this 1992-nucleotide messenger RNA. RefSeq lists its product as uncharacterized. Lineage: Eukaryota; Metazoa; Arthropoda; Insecta; Hymenoptera; Pteromalidae. Gene Ontology annotation, cellular component: plasma membrane. The transcript is spliced from 2 exons. Bases 80 to 1672 code for a protein of 530 amino acids. The record is from RefSeq and is a predicted model, not a curated record. Gene Ontology annotation, biological process: protein localization to plasma membrane.